This is a messenger RNA of Suillus paluster, 839 nucleotides long. RefSeq lists its product as uncharacterized. The annotation marks the transcript as partial. The record is from RefSeq and is a predicted model, not a curated record. The transcript has 2 exons. Lineage: Eukaryota; Fungi; Basidiomycota; Agaricomycetes; Boletales; Suillaceae.
ACAACAUCCUUCCGCUCCACAGUCAAUGGCCAAGCUUUUCACCCUGCAUCCCCCGCACCGCCAUAACAUAUUGAACAUACGUCCGAAAUGCCGUUUACCCAGUGCUUCCUCGUCGCACAAUCCAUUAGCCUCGACAGGACGAUAAAUUCACCGGGAUCAUCACCAACGACAUCGUCCGCUUUCGCUGCAUUGAGACGAGUAGAAUUAGUUCUGAACACUGGCCGCAGAGGCCCAUUCUCGGUGAUCAAUUACCGCAGCUCGAUAUCGGCUUUCGGCAUGAAUACGAACCCGAGUUCGCUGAUUUGCAUUUCCACCCGGACACCCUUCGCACACAGGACGCAUUGCUCACCAACGCGAGCUCCAAAUCCACCAAAGGCAUCCCAAACCGGAACGUCUCGCCAGGAAGCUACCAGAUUCCACUAUCAACCUCCUUGCGUAUACUCAUCGAUGAUGCUCCAUAUAUGCAGCGCGCAAAGACUAGAAGUGGGAUUGCCUACUGAAAGCCUCGAUUUUGGUAACGGGUGGUGUUGGUGCGGGUUUCUGAUCUCUCGAGCGGAUGCGCAUUUCAGCGAAAAUUGUGCCCCGAACUGCCUAGCUGGUAGAUGAGCGCUGACCUCCAAACGCAUCUGCACUAUUUGUCUUUGUUUUGGGGAAGUUUGUGCGAUACGGAGCGCGUUGAUCCAGCACCACAGGUCCCUCGACCUGUGACGAACAAGUCUAUGGUGUCUCAAAAGGAGCCUGGGAGUGAUAUGUCCAGAACGCGAGGUGCGCUGUGUUGUUCUGAUUUACUUUUGUCACUGGUCCGUAUUCUGAAUUUUCCCCUGUACCUCCUGGAGAUA